Molecule: messenger RNA, 750 nt
Organism: Pseudophryne corroboree (corroboree frog)
Lineage: Eukaryota; Metazoa; Chordata; Amphibia; Anura; Myobatrachidae
Product: cytochrome c oxidase assembly factor 3 homolog, mitochondrial
Exons: 2
Coding region: 102-404 (100 amino acids)
Biological process (GO): mitochondrial respiratory chain complex IV assembly
Cellular component (GO): mitochondrial inner membrane
Source: RefSeq, a predicted model, not a curated record
GAUUCAGCUGUUUUAUUACAAAGAUAUUUUAGGAGAAGCUGGGGGAAGGAAGCGCCCAGUAGUGACGUGACGUCAUCACUCUGCGCGGCUGUUGUGGAGACAUGGCGGAGAAGGGAAGUGCACAGGGGUCAGAGCCACAGUUUGCACACAAGGUCGACCCGAAGCUGGACAAGCUCACCCCGGAGCAGCUGGAGUUCAUGCGGAGGAGGGAGAUGGCUCAGUGGGCGAAGAACUCGGGGAAGAUACGGUCCAGGAAUAUUUUGACCGCCCUGACGAUAGGCGGCAUCGUGCUGGGGAUCUAUGGCUACACCUUCUUUUCUGUGUCUCAAGAAAAGUUUCUAGAUGAGCUUGAAAAUGAAGCAAAAGUUGCGCGAGCACAUUAUCCGAAAACAUCAGCUAACUGAUGGAAGACCCCAGGAAAGAGACUGGUUAUCUGAAGUAGUUUGGAAUCUCUUCACGGACGUCAGAAACUCCAUCCUACAGACCAGAAUUCCAAUAUGGCAAUAACCUAAUGUCAUGUCAAGCAUGGAAAGCUUGAUGGGAGGCAAUCUUGAUAUGAAUGGAAAAUGUCUGUAUUGAUAUAAAUAUUUCUGUCUCAAUUUUAAAUGUAUUGCACAGAAACACCUUAUUGUUGGUGCAGGCUUUUGCAGUUUGCUGACUAAAAAUAUUGAGAAAUUAUUAGGAUAGAUCUGUCUGUUUACAUGCAUUUAUUUCCCCAGUUUCCAUUUGUUAAUAAAAUAUUUAAAGAUG